AUGCGACUCAUCAACACCAGCACAGGAGCCUUCGAAGAGUUUAUCGGUCGAAAUAUCCCGGAAUAUGCGAUACUAUCACAUACUUGGGAAGACGAGGAAGUAUCAUAUCAGGACUAUCUCGGCGGCGCUUGUCCACUUAAGAAGGGGUACGAAAAAAUCAGAAAGACAUGUGAACUGGCCAGAGAAAGUGGUGUGGUAUAUGCUUGGGUAGACACAUGUUGCAUCGACAAGAGCAGCAGCGCCGAAUUGACAGAAGCCAUCAACUCGAUGUAUAUAUGGUACCAAAGAAGUCAAAGAUGCUAUGUGUAUUUCUCAGAUCUUUUGGCAGAUGCAGAUCUGGCAACACAACUAUCAGCGUUUACACGCGGCUGGACCUUACAGGAGUUGAUAGCGCCUUUCGAAACGCACUUUUUUGAUUCGCAAUGGAACCAAGUGGGGACCAAAGCAAGUCUCUGCUCCCAGAUAUCACUAAUUACUGGGGUUAAUUUGGGCAUAUUACAGCAUGACGAGGCUCUCUCGUCGGUAUGCGUUGCUCGCAAGAUGUCGUGGGCUGCAAAACGAAUGACCACCCGCAUUGAAGACAUGGCGUAUUGUCUACUCGGCUUAUUCGGCGUCAAUAUGCCUUUACUAUAUGGUGAAGAAUCGAAAGCUUUCCGCAGACUGCAAGAAGAGAUCAUCAGAUCGAGCCCUGAUCUUAGUAUCUUCGCUUGGAUCGCUGAGCCAUCACGUACAGGUUCAUCGCCUCUAGAAUCUGACAUCCAGCCUCAUUGCGGACUUCUCGCCCAAUCCCCUGUUCCGUUUGCACAUGCUCGAAAACUCCAGACUGCAUCAUUUGGUGAUUACUCUAUUGAGUUUUCGGUUCGCAACAACGGUGUGCGACAUUUGACGAAACCGUGA
Alternaria alternata is the source of this 897-nucleotide messenger RNA. Its product is annotated as HET-domain-containing protein. NCBI's taxonomy places the organism in Eukaryota, Fungi, Ascomycota, Dothideomycetes, Pleosporales, Pleosporaceae. The transcript has 3 exons. The record is from RefSeq and is a predicted model, not a curated record. Bases 1 to 897 code for a protein of 298 amino acids.